AUGGCAAGUUACGCGCCUCCUGCCGGCCCACCGCCGCCACAGGUGCCGAGCGGCUGGAAAGCUGUAUUCAACGACCAAUACAAAGAAUGGUUCUACGUCAACCUCCAUACAAAACAGUCCACAUGGGAGAAGCCUACCGGCCCUGCUCCUGGCGGCGAUGACGAGGUCCCUCCCGGCGCGCCACCGGGGUAUUCGUCCGGUGGCAAUGCGCCAGCUGUUUCCGACACCAAGCGCCCACUAGAGUCUAACAAUCCCUACAACACGAGCAAUACUGGGUCUUCUCAGGAGUCAGACGAGCAGAUGGCUCGGCGCUUGCAGGCGGAAGAGAGCAGUCGCGGUCAUGCCGAUUCAUAUUACGGUUCCGGCGGUGGCAGUGCACCACAGUCACAGGGCGUUCAAGGAGGAUACCCUGGAGCGCCGACCUCACCUUCGAGUCAACUUCCGCCGCGGCCCGACAGCAGUUCCGGCAAGCCGAGAGGAUUCCUGGGCAAGCUGCUGGGCAAGUCGAGUGGUGGAAGUUCGAGUCCGUUCCCCCAGCAUGCACGUCCUGGUGGAUAUCAGCAGGGUCCACCUGGUGGCUACGGCUAUGGUGGACCGCCGCAAGGCUACGGUGGUGGAUACGGGCCUGGCUAUGGACCGGGACCCGGAUAUGGCCCAGGCCCUGGCUACGGAGGCCCUCCUUAUGGCGGCUAUGGCGGCGGCUAUGGCGGUUACGGGGGAGGAUAUGGACAACCGCCGAGAAGGUCUGGUGGCCUAGGCGCUGGAGGGGCGGCAGCACUCGGGUUGGGUGGUGGCUUGCUUGGUGGUGCUCUGCUGGCCGACGCAAUCAAUGACGGCGAACAAGAUGCUUAG
This is a messenger RNA of Cladophialophora carrionii CBS 160.54, 852 nucleotides long. RefSeq lists its product as uncharacterized. NCBI's taxonomy places the organism in Eukaryota, Fungi, Ascomycota, Eurotiomycetes, Chaetothyriales, Herpotrichiellaceae. The transcript has 2 exons. Gene Ontology annotation, molecular function: protein binding. The record is from RefSeq and is a predicted model, not a curated record. Bases 1 to 852 code for a protein of 283 amino acids.